Podarcis raffonei (Aeolian wall lizard) is the source of this 1751-nucleotide messenger RNA. RefSeq names its product akirin 2 (gene AKIRIN2). Gene Ontology annotation, biological process: positive regulation of transcription by RNA polymerase II; positive regulation of innate immune response. The record is from RefSeq and is a predicted model, not a curated record. Gene Ontology annotation, cellular component: nucleus; chromatin. Gene Ontology annotation, molecular function: transcription coregulator activity. The coding region runs from base 501 to 1082 and encodes 193 amino acids. NCBI's taxonomy places the organism in Eukaryota, Metazoa, Chordata, Lepidosauria, Squamata, Lacertidae. The transcript has 5 exons.
GGCGAGGGAUGGUUUUUUGAAUCAGCGGCGUUGUUAUUGACGCCAUAUUGCUGGUGUGGAAGAGUCACAGAGGCGCACGGCAGCUCCCGCCGCGGCUAUCUCUCGUCAUCGGCGGCCUCAGGCCGGGUAGCCUCCCGUCGUGCCGCUCCCACCGGCCUAGACACCCUCCCGGAUUCGGCCCGGGGAGGAUUUUCCGCGGGCGGAGCCGACGAGUCCAGCCGAGCCGGGCCGAGAGCUCCGGGCCGCUCCCUGGAGACGCAGGCGGAGCCGGCGGCCGGCAGGCAGCAGAAAAGCCCAGGAGGCGCGUAGCAGUGGCGACCCCGAGCCUGACGCGGCGAGGCAGCGCCUGAAGCGCCUCCUCCGCCCCCUCCUCCUCCGUUCCCUCCUUCCCCCCCGGUCUCGUCAGCUCCUUCCGGCCCCGCUCUCUCUCUCUCGGUGGCGAAGGCCCAGCCGGCUCCGCUCCCUCAGCCUCUUCGUCCUCGUCUCCCUCCACCUCCGCCAUGGCCUGCGGCGCCACCCUAAAAAGGACUCUGGAUUUCGACCCGCUCCUGAGCCCGGCCUCGCCGAAGCGGCGGCGCUGCGCCCCUUUGUCCGCUUCGGCGGCCGCCGCCUCCUCUUCCUCCGCGGCCUCCUUCGCCUCGUCCCCGCAGAAAUACCUGCGCAUGGAGCCUUCGCCCUUCGGGGAAGUGUCCACUCGCCUCACCACAGAGCAAAUUCUGUACAAUAUAAAACAGGAGUACAAACGCAUGCAGAAGAGGAGACACCUAGAAAACUUUCAGCAAACAGAUCCCUGUUGUUCUACUGAUGCACAGUCACAAGCAUUUCUCCUUACUGGACCAGCUUUGCCAGGUACUUCAUCUGCAGCAUCAUCGCCACUGAAAAAAGAACAGCCCCUCUUUACUCUCAGACAAGUUGGAAUGAUAUGUGAACGCUUGCUCAAAGAACGUGAAGAGAAAAUCCGUGAAGAGUAUGAAGAAAUUUUGACCACAAAACUUGCAGAACAGUAUGACGCAUUUGUGAAGUUCACGCAUGACCAGAUCAUGCGACGAUAUGGAGAACAGCCUGCAAGUUAUGUUUCAUGAAUCAUGUUUUCUGCAUAUGUGGGCAGCCCUGAAACCCUGUUCUAUUGUUGCAAGCUGUCCUUUAAAGACUUGCAACAAUGCCAUAUUCCCCCUUCCCCCCUCUGUAUACACUGGUUAUUUCAAGCUUUUGUCAGUGGCAACCACUCUUAUGCAGCAACUGGUUUUGGAGUGCUCCCUGAUGUCAGUACCACCUGGAUGUGGACCUUUGCUACCUGUUAAUACCAGUGGUCUCAUUUGCUGUAUCAUUACAAUUUGGCUUAUGUUAAUAAGUUUGAAAAGUAAAAGGAUUAAAGCUGGUGUACUAGAACUCUGCCCUUCACUGGUUGUGUAAAUAAAAGUGUAGAAUGACACUUCUGACUGAAGUUAGUGUGGUUUUCAUAACUGUGCACUGCAAAGCUAUAUUCACAGUUAAAUUAGAAUGUAAUUCCUGGACAAAUUUAAAGCAAAUAGCCCACAGUACUGCCUGUGAAAUAGUGAAGGAGGGCAUUUCUGUAUUCCAUGACUUUUUGGGGGGUUAAGAAUGGGUUUAUAUAAUUUCUCAUUUUUGUAGGUUUUAUUUAUUCUAUCAGUCUUUAACAAAUGUUUAUUGCUGCAAUUUUUCAGUGUAUCAUUGUUUUACUGCCCUUGUAGUACUGGAAUUUAGUUGAAAGAAUAAACAUUUACUUCUAA